CCAAACCUAACUCCGUACCUCACUUAGGGUGAUUCACCUUACACGUGUCACACGAUAGUAGGUUAAGAAUCAGGCUCGGCUCACGGCCACUUUGCACAUUUCUAUACUCUUCUCUCUUUCUUCUUCCUCACCUUCCUUCUUCAAUCACCGUUUCGUCAAAAUCACAACAACAAAAAAAAGGUUUUGAUCAAAGAGAUCACUGUUAAACCCCCACAAAAUUUCCUCAGGACUAAUACUCUGCGAUCGAUCGUCGUUAUGAUAAGUCUCUAGAGAAGAUUGAUGAUUCUGGAUUACAUUAUCAUGGGAGGAGCUUGCUCAAGGAAGAGGGAUCAACAAGUUGAGGAUAUUUUAAACAGAGGUGUCUCUGGAAAAUAUAGCAAGAGUUCAAGUUCGAAAUGGUUAGCUACUUCGCUCUCUAGGUCUGGCUCGGAUGUUAAACGGAAAAAUGGAGAAUGCCCGUCGCUUAUGGAGCUCUGUAUCCGCAAGAUACAGGAGGACAUAGAUAGAUAUACCAAGUUCUCUGAUCUACCUAGAGAUAUCAGUCAGCAGAUUUUUGAUGAAUUGGUGUAUUCCCAGCGGUUAACUUUAAAGUCUCUUGAGGCAUUUCGGGACUGUGCUAUCCAGGAUCUUUACUUGGGGGAAUAUCCUGGAGUUAAUGAUGACUGGAUGGAUGUCAUUUCCUCGCAAAGUACAUCGUUGCUUUCUGUUGAUUUUUCGGGGUCUGAUAUCACAGACUCUGGACUGGUUUCUCUAAAAGGUUGCACAAACCUGGAAUCCUUGAACUUUAAUUUCUGUGAUCAGAUAUCCAACCGUGGGCUCGAGCAUCUCAGCGGCCUCUCAAAUUUGACAAGCCUGAGCUUCAGAAGGAAUGCUGCAAUCACUGCACAAGGCAUGCGUGCGUUAUCCAACUUGGUUAACAUGAAGAAACUAGAUCUUGAGAAGUGUCCUGGGAUUCACGGUGGGCUUGUUCACCUGCGAGACUUAACCAAACUAGAGUCCUUGAACAUAAAGUGGUGUAACUGCAUAACGGAUGAAGACAUGGAGUCUCUCUCAGAACUUACAAAUCUGAGGAGCUUACAGAUUUGCUGCAGUAGGAUUACCGAUUUUGGUAUUAGCUACCUUAAAGGGCUAAACAAGCUUAAUUUAUUGAACUUGGAGGGGUGCCGUCAUGUUACUGCUGCAUGCUUGGACACACUCACAGCUCUUACAGGGUUGAUGUUUUUGAAUCUCAAUAGAUGUAAUUUUUCAGACAGCGGGUGUGAAAAGUUUUCUGAUUUAAUUAAUUUGAAGAUAUUAAACUUGGGCAUGAACAGCAUUACAAAUUCAUGCUUGGUCCACCUAAGAGGUUUGACAAAGUUGGAGAGCUUGAAUUUGGAUUCUUGUAGAAUUGGUGAUGAAGGACUGGUACAUUUAUCAGGUAUGCUUGAGUUGAAAUCUCUGGAGUUGUCCGAUACCGAAGUGGGAAGCAAUGGUCUUCGCCAUCUCUCUGGCCUGUCAAACCUAGAGAGCAUAAACUUGUCAUUUACUGUUGUGACCGAUAGCGGUUUAAGGAAAUUAUCUGGUUUGACAUCUCUUCGAACACUGAAUCUGGAUGCUCGUCAUGUUACUGAUGCUGGUCUUUCCGCGCUUACAAGUUUGACAGGGUUGACUCACCUCGAUCUCUUUGGUGCCCGUAUCACAGAUUCUGGAACAAAUCACCUACGAAACCUGAAGAAACUGCAGUCACUUGAAAUAUGUGGUGGUGGAUUAACCGAUACUGGUGUCAAGAACAUAAAAGAUCUUUCAUCCCUCACUCUCCUCAAUCUAUCACAAAACUCCAAUCUCACAGACAAAACACUGGAGUUGAUUUCCGGAUUGACCGGAUUGGUCUCUCUGAACGUCUCAAACUCUCGAGUAUCUAGCUCAGGACUACGUCACCUGAAGCCAUUGAAGAACCUGAGAUCUCUGACCUUGGAGUCCUGCAAGCUCUCUGCUAACGACAUCAGGAAGCUUCAGGCGACUGAUCUGCCAAACUUAGUCAACUUCCGUCCUGAAUAAAAUUAUAUGUCGAAAAGGCAAUUCACGAACUCUGUAAAUAGAUCGAUCUCUUCUGGUCUCAGACAAAGCCACUGCUCUUAUAUAUAUAUCGUCAAAAGCUAUGCUCUUCUUCGGAUUAUUUGCUGAAGAAACUGUAAAUAAAGCUUCAUUCCAAGC
Messenger RNA from Arabidopsis arenosa, 2193 nucleotides. NCBI's taxonomy places the organism in Eukaryota, Viridiplantae, Streptophyta, Magnoliopsida, Brassicales, Brassicaceae. The record is from the annotation of a GenBank genome assembly.